Aureobasidium subglaciale EXF-2481 is the source of this 1806-nucleotide messenger RNA. RefSeq lists its product as uncharacterized. The record is from RefSeq and is a predicted model, not a curated record. The coding region runs from base 1 to 1806 and encodes 601 amino acids. Lineage: Eukaryota; Fungi; Ascomycota; Dothideomycetes; Dothideales; Saccotheciaceae. The transcript has 2 exons. Gene Ontology annotation, molecular function: monooxygenase activity; flavin adenine dinucleotide binding.
AUGCGCGACCACGCUCUCCCUACUGUUAUUGUCAGCCUGUCAGAUCCUGUAUCCCUGGAUGCUACAGGUGAAGCUCGCGCUGUACUGCAGAGGUUCAACGCUGCUGUAGCAGCAGACCGUCCGGACUUGCUCGAAGAAUGUUUCUAUGCCGAGCAGUCAUUUUGGAAAGAUCAACUCGCACUCACAUGGCAUCUACGUACCAUCAUAUCACCAGCUAAAAUCGCCUCUGCAUUGUUGGAGACAAAGAAUCUCCGCAGUGUGACUGGAAAUUUUGAGCUCGAUGGCAGCGCAGACUUUGUGCAAGCCGGUCCUACAAUGGUGUUCGUUACUUGUGCAUUCUCUUUCGGAACAGAAUCUCCAGCAGCCAAUUGUAGCGGAAGGAUGUGGCUCUUGCCAGUCAUGACGACCAACUCCCAGACGACCCAAGAAACCCUGAAUUGGAAGAUUUGGAUCCUGAGUACAAAGCUUGAUCAUCUCGACGAAUAUCCAGAAGAUCGAAGUGUGCUGCAAACUCCUGGCACGUCACAGACGGACAGCAGCACAUUCAAGACAGAUGUGUUCAUUGUGGGAGGUGGUAAUGCAGCUGCAGCACUCUCAGCGCGACUGAAGGCGUUGGGCGUGCACAGCGUCAUGGCUGAUCGCAACGCCCAAGUAGGUGACAAUUGGACAUUACGCUACGACGCGUUGAAGUUCCACGUCCGAACGUCUCUCUGUGGACCACCAUAUCUGGAAUAUCCUGAAGAGCUACAAGACCAACUUUUGACUAAGAAAGAUCUUGCAGCGCAUCUCAGUCAGUACGUGCGAGCUUUCAAUCUAAAUAUCAUCAACUCGGUCGAGAUAAUCGAGACAACAAGAGAGCGGAGCGGGGAAUGGCAUGUCCGUUUCCGGAUACCAAACGGCACUUACACAGCUAUUGCCAAACACGUGGUACAAGCUACAGGUAUCGGAUCUCAGAUACCCUACGCCCCGGCGAUUGAAGAGCCGCAAGCGUACACUGGCAUCAGCAUACAUUCAUCACAAUUCAAGAACGCCAGCAAGCUGAAGGAAGAAGGCGUCAAGACUGUUUGUAUCGUUGGGUCAGCCAACACGGCCUUUGAUGUGCUCGAAGACUGCCACGCUGCUGGACUCCAGACAACCAUGAUUGCUCGCUCGCCGACUUACAUGGUACCUCUCACGUACAUCUGUAACAAGAUCGGUCUUGGUGCGUAUGAUAACGGGGUCGAGGCUGCUGACAACCUGUUCAUGAUGCUUCCCAGUAUUGUAGACAGUCAGUUUGCGCAAGGUUUGUUCGCUGCACUAGCCUCGCAGGAACCUGAUCGCUACUCUGCUCUCCGGAAAGUUGGCUUCCAGGUCAUCGACAGCCAAGAUCUAGACGCUGCGUUGGUGCACAAUCUCCUUGAGCGUGGCGGCGGGCAUUAUGUCGAUACAGGCGCUACAGAGCUUAUAGUAAGCGGCGAAGCAAGCUUCAGAGCUGGUGUCGAGCCCAAAGCAUAUACAAGCACAGGACUGUUGUUGUCUGACGGAUCAAGCCUGGAUGCCGAUGCGGUAAUCUGGUGUACCGGGUUUGCAGACAAGGACGCGCGGGAGACGGUGGCUGACAUCCUCAAAAUAUCAUUACCCAUUGACGCCACUUGGGGUGUUGACACUGAAGGCGAGAUUCGUGGAAUGUGGAAGCGUCACUCCCAAGUAGAGAACUACUGGAUCAUGGGUGGUUUUACUCAGCAGCAUCGCUGGCACUCAGCGACUCUGGCGCACCAGAUUAAAGCUUCCCUUGAGGGACUGCUGCCUCCGCCCUACAUUAGCUGA